AUGACUACCCUCCUUUUGAAGCCAACCCAUUUUGUAGAAGUUAGAAACAGUCUUGUCUAUCAACAGAUGGUAUUACUCUCUAUAAUCAACACAAAGUACUCCCUCACUUUGCAUCUCCCAAACAAGAAAGCUGUCGUUUAUGAGCAAUUGGUUGCUAUCAACAACUUAAGUAACAAAAGUGAGUCCGUCGAUGUCGAGGAAGUCAUCAAACAACGCUGCCAUUAUCGACUUUCUUCGGAGAAAACUAAUGGAGUUUCAGAGAAGACACUUCACAGAAGAAGACAGAACUACUCGAUCAUUGAGCGGAUGAAUUUUUUGGUCGACACUGUCAGAGAGAUGGGGUACUUCGUCGAGUGUGAACAAAACGGUGGGAAACGUGGAAUCCUUAAAGGUGAAGUAGUAAAGAAAAUAUACUGUGAAGGACGACUUCUGUUUGACGAAGCAGACAUUGAAGAGUUUGGAAAGAAAAUAUGUGAGUAUGUUUCUUCGUUAUCUCUCACCUAUGGAAGUCUUAAAAUCGAAGAGAAAGACAAGAACAUACAAAGUAUUUAUUACUGUGGAAUGUAA
Messenger RNA from Entamoeba invadens IP1, 567 nucleotides. RefSeq lists its product as hypothetical. Lineage: Eukaryota; Evosea; Mastigamoebida; Endamoebidae. The record is from RefSeq and is a predicted model, not a curated record. The transcript has a single exon. The coding region runs from base 1 to 567 and encodes 188 amino acids.